Messenger RNA from Branchiostoma floridae (Florida lancelet), 1569 nucleotides. Its product is annotated as CCR4-NOT transcription complex subunit 9. Gene Ontology annotation, cellular component: CCR4-NOT complex; CCR4-NOT core complex; P-body. Lineage: Eukaryota; Metazoa; Chordata; Leptocardii; Amphioxiformes; Branchiostomatidae. The transcript is spliced from 9 exons. The coding region runs from base 142 to 1056 and encodes 304 amino acids. The record is from RefSeq and is a predicted model, not a curated record. Gene Ontology annotation, biological process: negative regulation of translation; mRNA catabolic process.
UAUUUCCACACUAUACGUAGUAUUUCCGGGUCGUGCAUGACGUCACAUCUACUUCCUGUGUUGAGAGGCUGGGUUGUUGUUUUCACCUCCGCAUUUUGAAAGCGACGAUCCGUCCAAACAUCGUGAAAUACGGCGGAAAUUAUGCAACAAAUGCACACAUUGUCGCAGCAGGCGCAGCAGGUGGCUGCAGCUGCAGCUGCGGGGCAGCAGGUGGACAGGGACAAGAUCUACCAGUGGAUCGUGGAGCUGUCCAACCCUGAGACAAGGGAGAAUGCACUGCUUGAGCUGAGUAAGAAGCGUGAGGUUGUGUCGGACCUGGCCCCCAUGUUGUGGCACUCCUUCGGUACCGUGGCAGCCCUGCUGCAGGAGAUAGUCAACAUCUACCCUGCCAUCAACCCCCCACAUCUUACAGCACACCAGUCCAACAGGGUCUGCAAUGCCCUGGCACUGUUACAGUGUGUGGCCUCACAUCCUGAAACAAGAUCAGCCUUCCUGGCAGCUCACAUCCCCCUGUUCCUGUACCCCUUCCUCCACACUGUCAGUAAGACACGACCCUUCGAGUACCUCCGCCUCACCAGUCUGGGGGUCAUUGGUGCCUUAGUCAAGACUGAUGAACAGGAGGUGAUCAACUUCCUGCUAACUACAGAGAUCAUUCCACUGUGUCUGCGCAUCAUGGAGUCAGGCAGCGAGCUCUCCAAAACUGUUGCAACAUUUAUCCUGCAGAAGAUCCUGCUGGAUGAGACAGGCCUGUCCUACAUCUGUCAGACUUACGAGAGGUUCUCCCAUGUAGCCAUGAUAUUGGGUAAGAUGGUGCUACAGCUGUCUAAAGAGCCCUCCGCCCGUCUCCUCAAACAUGUGGUGCGCUGUUACCUCAGACUGUCAGACAACCCCAGAGCACGGGAGGCGCUGCGGCAAUGCUUACCCGACCAACUCAAGGACACAACCUUUGCGGCUGUACUGAAGGACGACAACUCCACCAAACGCUGGCUGGCUCAGCUGGUGAAAAACCUUCAGGAGGCCCCCACCCCCACAGGCAUCCCCCUCCCCCCACAGUAGUCCCCCACCCCCUAUCUUGUGCCAUAGACGUCAUCCCAUGGUGAAGAGGACUUAACCUUUCUCUUGCUAAGGGUGCUCUCAUGCAGUAAACUGGUGCUGUAUCUGCUUAGGACAUGUUCACUAAGGAUCAUAAGUACAUUCAGUUACCAGGAAUGCCAUAUACAGACUGUAUAGGUAUGACAAUUUGUCUAAGUGAGGACAAAAAACUUCCCCCAGCAGGAGAGUGGUGCUGACCAAAUUUCACUUACAGGUUGCCUGCUUUGGAGCUAACUACAAUGAGGAUAGGGGUAGAUUUUCUUUAACUGACAGAAAAGUUCAUGGUGCAAAUUAUUCAGACAUAUCCCUUUACUUACAACUACCCGUGCAGAGAUGUAAUAACAUCUUGUAAAACGAUGCAACAAUGUACAUUUCUAAUUGAAGGUUUCAAGAAUUCAGAAUGGAGACCUCAGUUUUGAGUUUUUUGGGGGCCUGUACAGAUUUGGUCAAUAAACGUCAUGUGCAGUGAAAAUCUUA